CUUCCAUCAUUGCGUCCUGCUUAACGUAACAGACGACAGUCAAGUCACGUUACCACUUGAACUACUUACUCUUACCCACGUUAGAUUGAAUGUUAUUGCUCAUUAGGAUGCCUUACGAAUACGGUUUUGCAAUUCCCGGGAAAAUCAUGACUACGAAAAGCAGCAAUCUGAUGAGUGAGGCGAACUCUCAAGAGUUUUUUCAAGGAGAAGAAUCGGUUCCUGGAAAGAUGCCCUCGCGACAGCAAUCUCCAAUUCAUCAAGAAAAAUCUGAAAACAGUGCGGGAACUGACCUGGAGAAGGGGUAUCUAGCGACAUCUGUGAAUCACUCGAAUAACCAAUGGAGCAUAUCCCUGGUAAUUGCUCGCAUGAAGACGCUCGUCGAAGAGUCUCUGGAAGGUCAGAGCCAUCAGUUGCAGCCGAAUGCUUUAGAAAACUGGGUUAAUCUAAUGAGUUGUUUGUCAAGAUUCGUCAACACUUUCAAUGGCUUCCGGAUUAAUUCGACCGAGACCUCUGAUCAGGUCAAUUCUUCUUUGCCGUCUCGCUGGCUUUGCAGUGACAUUCGAACCCUGAUCACUGAUUUUACGAAAAUGGUUCAAUAUCUUCGAUCGUCUCGCUCUUAAGUGUGCUUUCCCAGAGGAUGCAUUAUAAUUGUCAAUAAGCGCAACAA
Notodromas monacha is the source of this 667-nucleotide messenger RNA. Lineage: Eukaryota; Metazoa; Arthropoda; Ostracoda; Podocopida; Cyprididae. The record is from the annotation of a GenBank genome assembly.